AUGCUUUCGUUCUUUUUCAUUCUCUGGGGAAUGGUGAGCUUCGUGCUCUACCAGAUCUGUCUGCUUGUUUAUCGUCUCUACUUUCAUCCGCUGGCUCGUUUUCCUGGUCCCAAACUUGCAGCAUCCACUUUCUGGUGGGAAUGCUACCAGGAUUUGUUCGUCGGUGAAGGCGGCCAGUAUAUGAAUCAGGUGGAGGCUAUGCAUGAUAAGUAUGGCCCUAUUGUCCGAGUAACGCCCGACGAGGUGCAUAUUCGGGACCCCGAAUGGGCGCCGAUCCGAGACAAGGACCCUUCACUUGCACAUGCGGCAGGAACGGCAGAUGGGACGUUUGGAACCGUUUCUCAUGAAAUUCACCGCCGACGCCGAACCCCAAUCAGCUCAUACUUCUCCAAAUCCUCGAUUUACCAGUAUUUGUACCCCAAAAUCUGGCAAAAGACCGAGCAUAUGUGUGAGGUUUUGGAGAAACACUAUCGGCAAGGCUCUGUAGUCAGUGGGAGAGCCACUUUCCUCGGCUGGUCAAAUGACAGUCUCAGAAUGUGCUCCUUUGGGGACAGUCUCAAUCUGCUAGACGAUCCCAAGCAUGCCAUGGCUUUUGAUGAAGUGUUCAAGGCAUUUGCAGUUUUGUAUCCAAUCCUGAAGCAAUUCGGGGGGAUUAUUCCAUUGAUUCUGGAAUUGCCCUUUGGAUUCAGGCACAUUUACAAGCCGCUUGACACACUUCUCACUGUCCACACUCAAAUGAUCAACAUGGCCAAAGAGCAUCGUGAGGAGUACCUGGCACUGAAGGGAUCGGAGAAAGACGUGGUGUCCGAAGAAAACGCAAGAGGUCCUCGUCAGCAUACCCUUUUUCAUUCUCUCACUGCGAGCAGCCUGCCUGAAGAUGAAAAACAACCUAAGCGGAUGGCGCAUGACGGCUUCGAAGUUCUGCUGGCUGGUAGUGACACGACCGCUCGCAGUAUGGGCAUUGCAACGUAUCAUAUCAUCGCGAAUCCGGAAAUAAACCAACGUCUUUAUGAGGAGCUUAAAACUGUCAUGCCAAAUCCGAGGGAUAAGGUAGAGCUCAAGGCUCUUGAAACCCUUCCCUUCCUGAAUGCUAUUCUGAAGGAGACACUUCGAAUUGGCAAGGUCACAGAUCAUAGACUUAGCCUUGUCGCACCUAACGAGGCCCUUCAAUAUCAGAACUGGACAAUGCCCGCAGGUACUCGAGUUUCUAUGACUCCAACCAGGAACUCCUAUGAUCCCCAUUUCUUCCCCGAACCCGAGAAGUUUGCCCCAGAACGGUGGCUUCAGUCAGAAGAGACAGUUGCGGCGAUGAAUCGCGUGUUCAUGCCAUUCGCGUAUGGCCGACGAGGGUGUCUGGGGAUGCACUUUGCCCAGGCGGAGCUUCGAACAGCUCUCGCUUGUCUCUUCCGGCGCUUCGAGUUCGAGUUGUUUGAUACAAUUCGCAAGCGCGAUAUUGAUCACACCUGGGCUCAUAUUUCCGAUGGUCAGCAUGCAGUCUUUACCGUCCGCAUUGGGGGACUAUACCGAGCCCCAUUCAUGAAGGGGAAGUCACCUCCCCGAGUGCUAGACGUGGGCUGCGGGACUGGCAUAUGGACUCGCAGGUUUGCAGCUAUGCAUCCAUCAUCCCAAGUGUUGGGCAUCGACCUCAAUCCAGCUGCGGAUAUGUCUAAAAAUGACAAUGAACAGCUGCCUAACUGUACCUUUGCCAAGGCCGACUUUGAACAAGAGUGGACAUUUUCUAGCCAGUUCGAUUACAUCUACAUGAGAAUGCUCAUGGCAGCUGUGAAGGACUGGCCCGCACUGUUCCAAAAAGCGUUUGCAAACUUGCAACCAGGUGGCACGCUAGAAGUAUUCGAAGGCUUGAUGGAAGUGAAUGCCGAGGACGGCAGCACGGCAGCCACCUCAGCUGCCAUUCGCUGGUUUGAACUAGCUCAGGAGUACCUGGCUAUGCACAAUAUUAAGUGGGAUCUCGCGCGCAACCUUCCACAGCAGCUGCGUGACGCCGGAUUUGAACUCCUUGAGGAUUUGCCUAUCAAAAUGCGGUUGUACCCAGAUUACCGGGACCCGGAAGCUGAUCGGGUCUGGGUGGCUGAACAGUAUGUGAAGGAUAUGUAUGGUGUGGUGCAUGGAAUGACCAUUCGCAUGCGAAAUGAUCUCUCUCACAGGCUGUCUCCGGAAGAAUGGGACGAGUUAGAGCGAGAUGCCAAACGAGAACUCACUGAGGAAGCUAAGCAGCGAGGCUUCUUUACCACCCUGUAUGUUCGUGUUGCGCAGAAGCCAAACUAG
Messenger RNA from Penicillium lagena, 2286 nucleotides. Its product is annotated as cytochrome P450. The transcript has 10 exons. Gene Ontology annotation, molecular function: oxidoreductase activity, acting on paired donors, with incorporation or reduction of molecular oxygen; iron ion binding; heme binding. NCBI's taxonomy places the organism in Eukaryota, Fungi, Ascomycota, Eurotiomycetes, Eurotiales, Aspergillaceae. Bases 1 to 2286 code for a protein of 761 amino acids. The record is from RefSeq and is a predicted model, not a curated record.